GUCGUCAGAGAAUUCAAUUCAAGGUGGUUGUGUGUGAGUUUUUUGUUGUCACUCUUUGUGCGAAUUGUUCGGAAUAUUUUGCUUUCAAAUUUUAUUAAGUGCAGCGCAGUGAUUUGCUACUUUUUUUAUUGUUGUUUUACAUUAAGUUUGCAACGGCUAGUGACAGUAGAGGAGCAUUGAGAUAAAUUUGAUUUUAGAAACGCACACAAUUAGAAUAUUUACAUAACUUUUGUUAAAAUAAUUGCAAGAAAGCAGAACGUGUUAAGUUUUGCUUGGAAAUAAAUACUUUAUUAGCGAAGGGGUCAAUAAUUCAUUGGCAGCUAGUAUUUGUUGUUUUGACUGUAACAGCAACAAUAACAACAGGCAAGAAACUAAAUACAUAGAUAAUUAUAUUUUUAUUAAUCGAGACUUGAUUUGAAAACAAAUUGCAAAAUGUCUAAAAAAGGUGCUGCUGGUAUGGCUGGAAGAUUUUUUGAAAAUCUUAAAAGCAAAGAAUUCCGUGAAUAUUUAAUGAGUACACAUUUCUGGGGUCCAGUGGCUAAUUGGGGUAUUCCUAUUGCUGCUUUAGCGGACAUUAAGAAAGAUCCUAAAAUUAUUUCUGGACGCAUGACAUUGGCUCUUACCCUAUACUCCUUUGUAUUUAUGCGUUUCGCCUGGAAGGUACAACCUAGAAAUAUGCUGCUAUUCGCCUGCCAUUUAACUAAUUCAACUGCACAAUCUAUACAGGGUGUGCGUUUUAUCAACUACAAUUAUUUAUCCGAUAACAAGGAUAAGAAACAAGCUGCCUAAAAAAGACACAAAUUCAAAUAAUCUUAACAAUAUACAACAAAAAACAUAGCAUAAAUUUAGCAAAAAAAAGAACAGGAACACAAAAAGUAUGUUUUUUUAAAAAACAUCCUUAUAAAAAUCUAGUUUAAUUUUGUUAAACAAAUUUAAAAUCUAUUGAAAUCUCUCUUGAAACAAAGCACGAUGUUUAGAUUAAAUGUUGUUCGUUUGUUUUAUUAUAAUUAUUUUUUAACAAACAACAAAACACCUGUUAAUAAUAUUUACAAAAACAUAAACAAAUGUACAAUAACUCUAGUUAAAUAUGAAUAUAAAAUAAAUAUUAGCGCAAAAAUAAAAAUAACAAAACUAUUAAUUGGCCUAAUUGUAGUUAAAUUUCAAAUAUUAUUAACUGAACGCAAUGGAUUGGCAAUCACGCAUAAAU
This is a messenger RNA of Lucilia cuprina (Australian sheep blowfly), 1207 nucleotides long. It is a transcript of the gene Mpc1, whose product is annotated as mitochondrial pyruvate carrier 1. The coding region runs from base 433 to 789 and encodes 118 amino acids. The record is from RefSeq and is a predicted model, not a curated record. The transcript has 5 exons. NCBI's taxonomy places the organism in Eukaryota, Metazoa, Arthropoda, Insecta, Diptera, Calliphoridae. Gene Ontology annotation, biological process: pyruvate import into mitochondria. Gene Ontology annotation, cellular component: mitochondrial inner membrane.